AUGAUUUGCCUUUCUGAUAUCAGCGGGCAAUUAGGGCCGCAAUUGAGUGCAUCGGCUUGCUCUCUACCCUUUUAUCGUGCGAUUUCCACCCUAAUGGCAAAAUCCCACCCUUUUAUUGAUCAAUCAUCUAACUUAUUCAACUCUCCCAUUACCACAUCCAGUCUUUCUCUCAAUUCAUCUAGAUCAUCUUCUUCUCUUUGUUCAACCACUUCUUCUACCAAAGAUGCUCCUCAAGUAUCCUUGCUGACGGCAGCCCCCUUUUCCACAAAGGCUUCACAAUAUAUUCCUAUUUCUCUUAAUGCAAACCAUUUGGAGUCUUCUAAAAAUGGCAUUCUUCAGUGCCAGAACAGUGAUACCAGAAAGAUGAGCGCUUCAUCAGCCACUACCACUGAUGAUGAGUUUCUUGUUGAAAAGACUUACUCUGAUUCAUCCAGAACGUCGAUUUCAUCGGAUGAUGAGACACUUCCGUUCAAAGGAUCUCCUUAUUUUGGAAGUUUUGAUGAUGUCUCAUCUCUUGAAAAGUUGCUCGCUUUGAAACGCAUCGAUAAGCAUACUUUUGUCAACUGCUCAGAGCUCUUUAUUCCAUACAGAGGGCGUGGAUUAUUUGGAGGAACAAUGGCCUCCCAAGCUAUAUUGGCUGCUCUUCUGUUCUCAAAUACAGUUGAGAAGAAAUGGAAGCCUAUCUCUAUACACUGCCACUUUCUCUAUGCUGCACAGCCCCAGCCACAGUUAUUCUACAAAGUGGCAAGUCUCAAAGAUGGAAAAAACUACAGGACGCUUUCAGUGGAUCUUUUUCAAAAUGACAAGCUCAUAUUUAGGGCUACUUGUUCUUUGCAGGCGUACGAGCUGAGUGGUUCUGCAUCAAAGUUGAAUGGCCAAUUGAGCCAUCACAAAAAAGGCCCUGUUGUGGGUAAAGAUAUUGAUCCACCAGAAAAGAUGUUCUCUCAAAAAGAAGCAUUUUCCGCAUGGUCUAAGGUCGCAUACAAGCAUAAGCAUCUAGGAUACCUAAAGGAUGCUUUGGCAGCAGUUACUGCAAGCUAUUCGAGGGAGCCUUGUGUAUGGAAAUUACCUUUGGACAUGUUUGACCUAAAUAAGGUGUCUGAAUCCGAAAAGAGCAUAAUUCCUAGUGAGCGAACUCUUCGUUAUUGGGUUAAAACCAAAGAGCCACUAGCAGAUGCUCACGUCUUUUCAUGGGUGGCUUUAGCUUAUGUGUCUGAUUAUUUCUUUCUCAGUACCAACAUGCGGCUUAACAUGAGAGAGAUGUUUACGACCAAGUUUUCCGUCUCCUUGGAUCACACAAUUUACUUUAACACUGAAACUGAUGUCUCGGACUGGUUCAACUACAAUGUGAAAAGUCUGAAAUCAGGCGAGAACCGUACAAUAAUGGCUGGAGAAAUGUUUGACAGAGCUGGAAAUCUUCUUGCAACUACAUACCAGGAGGGCCUCUCUGUUAUUUUUACCGACUGA
Molecule: messenger RNA, 1467 nt
Organism: Brettanomyces bruxellensis
Lineage: Eukaryota; Fungi; Ascomycota; Pichiomycetes; Pichiales; Pichiaceae
Exons: 1
Coding region: 1-1467 (488 amino acids)
Biological process (GO): fatty acid catabolic process; acyl-CoA metabolic process
Cellular component (GO): peroxisomal matrix
Molecular function (GO): fatty acyl-CoA hydrolase activity
Source: RefSeq, a predicted model, not a curated record